Molecule: messenger RNA, 476 nt
Organism: Drosophila kikkawai
Lineage: Eukaryota; Metazoa; Arthropoda; Insecta; Diptera; Drosophilidae
Source: RefSeq, a predicted model, not a curated record
AAUCGAGAACUUUGUCUAAUUAGUUUGAAAUAAGUGUUUGGGAAAAAUGCACUCUAUAAAAAUAUUCUUGGCUAUCAGCCUGAUUUGUACCGUUGCCUUUGCUUGGGACUCUGGUAGCCUAAAACAAUUGGAGGGAGAUGAUUUAACGGCUGCCAACGAACUUUUGACCAAAAACUUCCACAAACUGCUUGGUCCCAGGUACAAUAUCAUUCAGUGGUUUCCUACAAAGUCUUCGACUAGCAUUUUUUAUAAAUAUGUUGUGGACAUUUCUGAUGGCUCCCACCGGAAUGAGUGCACCUUUACCAUCACGCAAAAUGUUCCCCCCGUUGAGAAUUACAACAAGAUCGAUAUGAUGUGCCAGGGAAAACUAGAACUGAAAACUGAAUAUUGGUAAUUGGUCAGAUAAUGCAAUAUCUGAAAGUAAAUCCUAUAUUUAUAUAUUUUUACAAAUAAAUUAAUCUUCUGGAAAACGCCAA